AAUUUUCCUUCUGUAUUCAGGUGAUGUGCAAAAAGUGAGAGAUCUAAUUGAUCACGGCUUGAGCUAUGUGGAUAUCAAAAAUGACAAUGGAUGGUCGCCCAUAUUGGUAGCUAGUCGAAGUGGUGACGUGGACAUGAUAAAAACACUAUUAUCCUAUGGAGUUAACUUACAUGUUAGGAACAAUGAAAAAGUUACUCCCCUCUUUGCAGCGGUGCAAGCUGGUCAUGAAGCAGCCUCGCGGGAGUUAAUCGCAAAUGGAGACGAUGUCAAUGCAGCAAAUUUAUUUGGAUGGACUCCGCUCCAUAAAGCAGCACAGACGGGUCGGUUGGAAAUCAUUAAAUUGUUAAUUAAAAGUGGUGCCGAUAAACAUGUGAAACUCCCAAAUGGGCUGACGGCAGCAGAGAUAGCUGCACAACAUGGUCAUAACGAUAUUGCAGAGCUGCUGAACAGAGACAGUACACAAACUCAAGUAUCAAAAAUUGCUUCAGAAUUCAAAUCAUCACUUAGACCGUCACAACAAGCCUGUGAAGUGUACAUGAAGAUGACAGCAAAUACCAUUUUGAGCGUCGCUUCUGUACCGGCAAACGAAGGAGAAUUUCCAUGGAUGGCUGCUUUAGGUUUUCUUCACCACGAAAAGGCGGCCCAUUGUGUACCACGCAUUCGUCCGCCAACUGUCGUUCGAUUGGGAAAAGUGAGUCUUCUCGAUGACGAUGACAAGGAGCCAGACAAUUAUGAUAUUCGGGAGAUUAUACGCCAUCCAGAAUACUCGGAAGAUACAAAAAAGCAUGAUAUUGCAUUGAUUCGAGUCACCAGACGCAUUUAUUUCACCAGUUUCGUGUCACCGGCAUGCCUACAAACCGAUGUUCGCGAUGAAAAUGCGGAUGUAAAAUUGAUUGUAACGGGUUGGGGAUACACAGAUGCCAACCAAACGUCUCCGUCAAAUGUUCUGCGUAAGGCGGAAUUGACGUCGAUGCCAUGGGAUGAAUGCAAUGCAAAGCUAUUGGAAUUUAAUCGAGAAGCAAGUGAAGAAGCUCUUCGAGAUGGCCUUAACCGUGGACAGUAUUGUGCAUACGAUCCACAGGGUAUCAGUGACAGCUGCUAUGGAGACAGCGGAGGACCAGUACAGCACUUUAAAAAUUCUCGCAUUUCUACGGUUCUUGGAGUUAUUUCAUUUGGUUUCGGUUGCGGGAAAGGGCUUCCGAGUAUCAACACCAGAGUUGCUUACUAUUUGGACUGGAUUGAGUCUAUCAUUUGGCCAAAUGGAUUUACUCUCCCGAAAUUUAUCUGAAUACCAGUGGAACGUUUGAUUUAAAGGCCAUAAAAUAUUGUGUAUCAUGCUUUUUUGAAUAUUUUCGGAUGAAAAAUAAAAAUACAAUCAAAAUGAAUAAAUUACUUGUUCAUAGAA
This is a messenger RNA of Sitodiplosis mosellana (orange wheat blossom midge), 1405 nucleotides long. RefSeq names its product serine protease persephone-like. The record is from RefSeq and is a predicted model, not a curated record. Bases 134 to 1288 code for a protein of 384 amino acids. Gene Ontology annotation, molecular function: protein binding; serine-type endopeptidase activity. NCBI's taxonomy places the organism in Eukaryota, Metazoa, Arthropoda, Insecta, Diptera, Cecidomyiidae. Gene Ontology annotation, biological process: proteolysis. The transcript has 12 exons.